CACACACACACAAAAACGAAUAAUCAAUCAAUCAAUCAAAGAAAUUAAUACCAGAAAUUAUUGUACAGAUAAAUAAAAGAAUGAAGACGAGGAAAGAUGAAGGAGAGUUGAUCGCAGCAAAGAGAGGAUAUAAAAACGCAUCGGCGGAAGGAAACCGGCAGGAGGAAGCGCGGUGGGCGAACGUAAUCGGAGAUAUAUUGAAAAAGAGAGGCGAAUAUGUGGAGGCUUUGAAAUGGUAUCGAAUCGAUUACGAGGUUUCGACAAAGUAUUUACCUCAGAAACAUCUGCUUCCCACUUGUCAAUCUCUUGGUGAAGUUCAUCUUCGCCUCCAAAAUUUCCAAGAUGCCCUUCAUUUCCAGAGAGAACAUUUGGACCUUGCAAACGAUGCGGGUGACUUGGUUGAGCAACAAAGAGCAAGCACCCAACUUGGGCGGACAUACUAUGAAAUGUUUUUAAACUCCGAUAGUGAUCAACCUUCUCUUCGGAAUGCCAAAAAGUACUUUAUUUCUGCCAUGAAGUUGGCUCAUACUCUUAAAAAGUCCAACAAGCAGAGUUUUUUGAAAGAAUACAUAGAUUCCCAUAAUAACAUAGGGAUGGUUGAAAUGGACCUUGAUAAUCUGCAAGAAUCUGAAAAAAUUCUUACCAGGGGCUUGCAAAUUUGUGACGAAGAAGAGGUUUCUGAAAAUGAUGAUGGGAGAACACGUCUCCAUCAUAACCUUGGGAACGUUUAUUUGGACCUAAGAAAAUGGGACAAGGCGAAAAAGCACAUCGAGAAGGAUAUUGUUAUUUGUAAGAACAUUGGUCAUGCUCCAGGUGAGGCAAAGGGAUACAUAAACCUUGGUGAGCUACAUUAUAGGGUACAGAAAUAUGAAGAGGCAGAUCUGUGUUAUCAAAAGGCAAUGGAGUUGGCUAAAUCUAUGGAUGAUGAGUAUGCUUUAGCUGAUCAAAUUAACCAAAAUAUAGAAGUCGUGAAAAAAGCAACACAGGUAAUGGAGGAGAUGAAGAAGGAAGAGCAGAAGCUCAAGAAACUGAGCAGAAACGUAAUUUUGGCAAAAGGCACAUCAGGUGAGAGGAAGCUCUUGCUACAGCAGAAUGCAUCUCUUGAUUCCCUUAUUGAUAAAUCAAGCACGAUUUUUGCAUGGAAGAAGCACUGUGAGUUUGCAAAAAAGAAGAAAAAAAUAGCCAGGGAAAUUUGUGACAAAGAAAAACUGGGUGAUUCAUACCUAGUUAUUGGCGAGUCUUACCAAAAGCUCCGGAACUUUAACAAAGCCAAAAAAUGGUACUCCAGAUGCUGGGAGACCUACAAGUCGAUUGGGAACAUAGAGGGGCAAGCAUUAGCUAAGAUUAAUCUCGGAGGUGUCAUGGAUUCGGUAGGCAAAUGGUCAGAGGCGUUAGAUGAAUUCAGAGAAGGCUACAGAAUUGCUUGUGAAGCUAAUCUACCUUUAACACAGCUGUCUGCACUGGAGAAUAUGCAUUAUAGUCAGAUGAUCAGAUUUGAUAAUGUUGGAGAGGCCAGGAGGUUGCAGUCUGAAAUCGACAAAUUAAAGCAGGCAAUCAGUGAUGCUGAACCUUUAAAUGUUCCAAAAGACUGCUGCUCUGAGACUGAUACCGAGGGAGAUAAUAUAUCAUUAGUCAAUUCUGGCUCAAAAUAUUCACCAAAUCCAAGUUUAUCAAAAUCAUAUGGUAACAAUUUGUCAGAAGAUGAUGUCCCUUUGGUCUCACUUUCUCGCUCAGAUGACUAUCGAUCCAAAUCAAAACGCUGUAGUUCUACAAAGUCAUUGGAAGCCUCAAACAAGAGUGUGUCCAAGUCCUGUAGUCAAACAGUUAGUCGAAAAAGGGGUCGGUUACUCCUUUCUGACGAUGAAGAUGAAUAUCAGGAAGUGCGGUGUCCUAAUGGAAAAAUUCAUGAGUCCCCACAAGAACAUGUUUCCAUUUGUAAUGAUUUCAAUAGUAGAAAGGAUCUUGAUAGUCAUACUGAUGAAUAUCAGGAUGUCUCACCAGUUUCUUUUAAAUAUGAAAGUCGUUCUUGUAAUCCUGUCCAUACGGAGGAAAGCACUUCUUCCCUCAAAGGCAGGAGUCUAAAACUAGCCACACAAACUGCAAAAGAUUUCAGAUGCUCAAAUCCUCUUGAGGAUGAUAGUGCUGGUGUUUAUGAAAAUCUUUGUCAUAAAAUGGGUGAUUCGGGCUCUAUUUAUGCUGCUUGUGAAGAUGAAUACUGUAAACAUAUUAUAUUCAAAGUCAUGGAUGACUUUGUACACAUCGAACCUGUCGGAUGUAAAUAUGGCGGUAAGCAGAGCAUUGACGAUAUGAAGGUUGAAGUUGCGUGUUUAUACUAUUUGAAGCUUAAUAAAGAGAAGAGGAUCAAAGGCGACUUGCCCAUCAUACAUCAUUUCAAGUGUGGAAGAGAAGUGAUUGAAUCCUUGGAGACAUUGGAUACAUCAAAUGAUUAUAUGUGUGGGAAAUGCUGGGUUGAAGUCUCCAUAGGUUGUUGGGAACCUAAGAGCUUGGUAAUGCGUUAUGUUGAUUGUUGUAAUGAUCUUUCUGAACAGCCCAACCUGAAACUGCUUAAGAAGCUGUAUAUUUUAACGGAAUCAGCGGAUGAAAUAGAUGUCUCUGAAUGUGGAUUGAAAGAUGCAGCAGUAGCACCAUUAAUAAAUGCCUUACAGCUGCACAAUAAUAUCUGUGCGCUAAACCUGUCGCAUAAUUUGCUAGGAAAUGCAACUAUUGAGAAACUGAAUGGGUUAUUUACUUCACCAUAUCAAAAGUCUGGCGAUUUGGUUUUGGAUUUACACUGCAAUCUGUUUGGUCCUACUGCCUUAUUACAGAUUUGUGAAUGCAAUGUGAUUGUGUCUCGCUUGGAAGUGCUGAAUAUCUCUGGGAAUAAUUUGAAUGAUAAAUGUUCGACAUCCAUUUCUACAAUUUUGCAGAAUUGCAAAGCUCUUUAUAGCUUAAAUAUGGAGCGCUGUUCUAUAACAUCUCGGAUAAUCAAGAAGAUUACCGAGUCGCUAAAUUCUGGAUCGUCCCUUCAAGAACUUUCGAUUGGAUACAAUAGCGAUAUAUCUGAAAUUUUCUUGGUUAGUCUGUUGGAUAAACUUGCCACUCUAAAGAGCUUCACACGACUAAGCGUAAACGGCAUUAAGUUAGAAGAUGAUGCAGUUGAUAGCCUGUGCGAGCUCAUAAAGGCUACUACUUUGUCCCAUCUGAUGAUUGGAGAUACAAGUAUUGGAACUGAGAGAGCUAUACAGUUGAUGGAUUCAUUUGGCAGUAAAAAAUGUGAUCGAGUCAAGCUUGAUUUAUCAUCCUGCUUGUUGACAGCAAACUUUAUCAUGAAACUCAAUAUGCAUACAUCUUUGAUCAGCCAUAUGCUGGAGUUGAAUGCUUAUGGAAAUCCACUUAUGCAAGAGGGUGGCAUUGCUUUGGCAUCACUUCUCAAAAACCCCCAUUGCAAAAUAAAGGUUCUUGAUUUGAGCAAGUGCCAACUUAGUCUUGUUUGUGUACUCGGUAUUCUUCAGUCUUUAGCUACCAACACGUCUAUCAUGGAACUCAACUUGUCAGAAAAUGCUCUCCAAGGGGAAUAUGAUACUUUGGUCAAAGUCAAAUCACAUGAGGAGGUUAGCUUAGAUGGUGACCACGAUUUACUUGAGCUCGAGGUUGCUGAUAGUGAAGAUGAAGCUAAUGAGCCAAGAAGACCUGGUCGUAAUGUGAAAUGCAAAAGUUCAUUCGAAAAUCAUGUUUUCAAGUCAAAUCGAACAUUCAUUCAGGAGCUUUCAUCUGCCAUUUCUGCAGCAACACAUCUUCAGUUACUUGAUGUCAGCAACAACGGAUUCUCAGAGCAAGUGGGAGAAACGUUGUACGAUGCAUGGUUAUUGAAACCAAGAGGUGGUUUAACACAAAGGCAUAUUCAGGGAGGCAUCAUUCAUUUAUCAGCUGAGCCUAAUUUAUGUUGCAACGCCAAGCCCUGCUGCAAAAAGUGAAUAUUCAUUUAUUUCAAAAUUAAAAUAUGCUCCAAUAUAUUACAUUUUAAUAGAUGGCGUGAGUUUGGAGGAUUUUGGAAUGGGUUGUACAAAAUAUUGGUGAAAAUAAAGCUACUAAGCCAUAGGUAAUUGAGUAGUUUUAUGUAUAUGACAAAACUAGGGAAAUUUUGAUACUAAAUUAUUUAGAAAUUAGAGUUUCUAGAUCCAGUGCUUUUGAAUUAACUGGUGAUAUUGAGAUAAAAUACAUUUUAAA
Molecule: messenger RNA, 4227 nt
Organism: Erigeron canadensis
Lineage: Eukaryota; Viridiplantae; Streptophyta; Magnoliopsida; Asterales; Asteraceae
Product: protein TONSOKU
Exons: 19
Coding region: 81-3974 (1297 amino acids)
Biological process (GO): meristem structural organization; epigenetic regulation of gene expression; response to DNA damage checkpoint signaling
Cellular component (GO): nucleus
Molecular function (GO): protein binding
Source: RefSeq, a predicted model, not a curated record